AUGGUUCGACUGGACACCCCAGAUCUGCUUUCGCAGAUGUCUUCACUUUCUCAGCCAGAGUCGAGCCAGCAAGGAAACGCGGGCACCUCGCAGUACGAUGAGCAGCAGACUCUCUCUGGCGCCAUCAACUACGCUGCCUGGCAGCCCAACGGGCAGGUUUCGACUUCGACGCGUUGGGCUGAGGUUUCGACUUCGACGUCUAUGAAUGCCGUCGAAGAUUCUUUUGCGUCGUUUCAGCCGUCUAUCCGUGUUCAGAACAUGUCGUAUCCUGCGAACGGCCCCUUUCAGCCUCAUCUCGCUGGUGACUUGUCUUCGCAGACCUCUAGCGGAUCCAUCAUGAAUGAUGCUCUCUCGAGAGAGUCCAUCUCCGAUGCAUCCACCCGCCGCGAGAGCCAGGGCAGUCAAGCGACGCAGAAAAAGAGGCAGAACAUGCUACGCAUCCCCGGUGCGCCGCCUACCGUGCAAUCUGCGCCUGUGCGCAACGGCGUGGACGUGUCGGCAAUUGCAGGCUCGACUGCAGCCGCCCACGGGGCUGGCGGGAGACCGAGCCAAGGAAGCUCGCUCAAGAACAUCGAGGCUGCUAUCCAAAGCUUCUGGCUGGUCUCGGAGAACAGGAUGCAACAGAUGCACGAAGAGCUUCGCUCGGUGUCGAUGCUCGUCAAGACUGCUUGCUACGAGCAGGAGCAGACCCGCCUGAAUGUCGGGCAGAUCCUGGCGCUCCAGGUACAGAUCACCGAGAAGAUAGUUCGCGCCGCCGACGAGAGGAAGUACAUCUUUGCUCGCAUCAAGACGCUCGAAGAGACAAUGGCCACUCAGCAUGCUCAGGUCCAGGAGGAGCUCGUGCUUAUCCGGAAAGAGCUCAAGGAGGGCUUGGACUCGGUCGUCGAGCAGACCCAAAGGGGACGUAAGCCGCCGGCUGCCAAGAGCGCAGGCAAUGGAGCAGCGGCAAAGAAUGGCAAGGCAGGCAGCCCUACCAGCAAGAAGGCCGCUACGAGUGCGGCGAAUGCCAAGAAGCGCAAGCAAUCGUCCGCCGAGGGGAUCGAAAACGUCUGCACUCCCAGCGCUGAUGUGGGCCAGCCUUCGACGCUGCGACCAUCGCCUCCGCAGAGGCCGGGCAGCGCCUUCGCCUUCCCUGAUUCACUACCCUCAUUCCAGGUGCAGGACGCAUCAUUCGCGCGCAUGCAGCCACAAACACAGCCCUAUACGAAGUCGGCGCCGCCCUACGUUCAGACGCACCAGCAGUCGGGUGGAUCGAUCGAGAUUGGCCUCUGCUCGUGA
Molecule: messenger RNA, 1278 nt
Organism: Moesziomyces aphidis
Lineage: Eukaryota; Fungi; Basidiomycota; Ustilaginomycetes; Ustilaginales; Ustilaginaceae
Source: the annotation of a GenBank genome assembly